AUGUCUUCUGGUUUGUUAGGCCCCCCGGAACUCCAAUCCACCAUCCAUGCCACCACCAUCUCCGCCCAACCAACCACCCAUUCUCCGUCGUCGAAUCAAACGAAAACCCUUUCUUACCUCUCCUCAGCCAACCCAUGUCUAGAUUUCUUCCACGUGGUUCAAGAAACCACCCCUUUAGACCUAAUCCAACGGCUACAAUUCUCUUGGCAAAAUUCACCUUUAACAACCCUUAAACUCAUUUGCAACCUAAGAGGUGUUAGAGGCACGGGUAAAAACAUUAAAGAAGGGUUUUACGCGGCCGCGCUAUGGCUCCAUCAAAACCACCCUAAAACCCUAGCACUGAACGCAGGCGUUUUCGCCCGCUUCGGGUCUCUUAAAGACCUCCUCGAGAUCCUGUUCAGGAUUCUCGAGGGGGUCGAUGUGAGGAAAAGGAUGAAGGAUGAGUGGGAGUCAAAAAAGCCGGCCUUCUUCGCGCAACGUUACACGAAGAAGGCCGCGGCUGAGGAUGAUCUUAAAAAGGCUAAGGUGUUAAAAGCUGAGAAAAAGGCUAAUAAGGCGAAAAAGGCUAUUGAUCGGUAUAAUCAUGACCCUGAGUAUAGAUUUUUGUAUGAUUGUAUAUGUGCUGUGUUUGGCAAUCUUUUGAAAACGGAUAUGAAAUUGUUAAAAGAGGGAGAUUAUGAAGAUAUUAGUUUAGCCGCGAAGUGGUGUCCGUCGUUGGAUUCGUCCUACGACGAGUAUUUGUUGAUUUGUGAGAGCAUUGCGAGGAAGGUGUUUCCUCGCGAGGAGUAUAAAGAGUAUGAUGGUGUAGAGGAAGCACAUUAUGCUUAUAGGGUUCGGACUCGAUUGAGGAAGGAAGUAUUAGUCCCUCUUCGAAAAGCCCUCGAGUUGCCUGAGGUAUACAUGUGUGCUAAAAGAUGGAGGGACAUUCCUUAUGAUAGAGUGGCCUCUACGGCUAUGAAUCUAGGGAAGAAGGUCUUCUUAAAGCGCGAUAGGGAUGGAUUUGAGGAGUACUUAACCGAUGUUAAGGAGGGUGAUAUGAUGAUUUCUGCUGGUUCUUUGCUUCCUCAUGAGAUUGUUUCGAGUUUAUAUGACUCGGAGAAGGAGCUUAAUGAAGUCGCGGAGCUUCAAUGGAAGAGGAUGGUGGAUGACUUAGACAAGCAAGGGAAAUUGAUAAAUUGUAGUGCAUUGGCUAAUAACAUAGCCGGGGAUGCUUGUAUUGGACUAAUGUUGUUGGUUUCGGAGUUAACGAGUGAGCCGUGGAAGGGGAAGGUUAUUAUAUGGGGUGAAGAUCCUAAAUUUCACAACAUUGAGGGUGAUAAACUUGUUGAAAAAGUUGAAUCAAUCAAAGAUAUGUUGUGUGAAAGUAGGGUAGAUUUAGAGAAAGUGUUUGAUAAAAUUUUGGAGUUCACUAUUGAGAAGAAUCUGAGUGAAGAUCAGAUGUUAAGAAGGUUGUUUGUUUUCAUUGAUGAAGAGUUUAUGAAGGUGUCUGAUCAUCCUUGGGAAACCGAGUAUGCCGGGAUUAAGACGAAGUUUCUUGAUCGAGGGUUUGAGAAAGUACCGGAGGUGGUGUUUUGGAAUGUGAAGGGCUCAUUGGCUGUUCCUGUGAGAUGUGAUGUGCCUGGGAUGGCGGUUGUUAGCGGCCUUUUGAAGAAUCUGCUGACCUUGUUCUUGGAUGAUGGAGGUGUUUUGACUCCUGAGAGUGUGAUGAAUGCUGCUAUCUCUAGCCCUGAGUAUGAUCAACUCGUUGUUCAUGAUUGA
Chenopodium quinoa (quinoa) is the source of this 1758-nucleotide messenger RNA. RefSeq lists its product as uncharacterized. The record is from RefSeq and is a predicted model, not a curated record. The coding region runs from base 1 to 1758 and encodes 585 amino acids. The transcript has a single exon. NCBI's taxonomy places the organism in Eukaryota, Viridiplantae, Streptophyta, Magnoliopsida, Caryophyllales, Amaranthaceae.